Mugil cephalus (flathead mullet) is the source of this 1147-nucleotide messenger RNA. RefSeq lists its product as uncharacterized. The transcript has 7 exons. NCBI's taxonomy places the organism in Eukaryota, Metazoa, Chordata, Actinopteri, Mugiliformes, Mugilidae. The record is from RefSeq and is a predicted model, not a curated record. Bases 446 to 1120 code for a protein of 224 amino acids.
GAUGACGAGACACCUUGUGCCUUAGAUUUGGCCUACAGAGCGAGACGUUUGGUAACUAAAGCAAGCACUGGUCGCUGGAGUCCAAGAACAACUGAGCGAGAGAUUCGUGAUAACAUCGCAGAUCUAAGAAGAGUGAUAAUGUCACAGGGGGAAAGCGAAGUUCACAUAUACAAGCUAGCUGAGCUGACUCAAAACCUGCAGGUUGUGAAAAAUCAGUCAUGGGAGAAGAGGAGGGAAGAGUCAGACAAGAUGAAAGUCAAAAUAAAGAAAAACGUGUCCUUGAAUGGCAGUCAGCGGUGUCCUGGAGAUCAUCACACUGAGCACAGAGAGAGUACAGAAGCAGCGAAAUACCUUCAGGACCAGCUGAGACGGGAGAUGGAAGAACACAUCAGGGGUAGCAUGCUGCGAUUCGAAGAAAUCUCACUUUAUACACGUAGGACCAGUCAUGAGCAGCAUAAUCUGCGUGUUUCUUACAUUCACAGAAGGUAAAGGGAAUGUAGAAAAAGUCCAGGAGAGGGUGGCGAGAAUCCAGCAGCUGAAGGAAGCUCUCAGAGAGGAGACCCUAAAGAGUGGGGCCGCUGCAGGGAAAUCUCCACUCUGUCAACAAUUUCAGUUGGAAUACAACAAAGCAGAGGAGCGGAGGAGGCUACUUAAGGAGGAUCAUGGGAGAUUAAUUCGGGAGGAGGUGGAGAAAAUGGAGAGGGAACUGGCACAGGAACAGCUACCGACAGAAGGCCCUCAGAGAGAGCUGCUGGUCCUGACCAGAGAGAGGCAGGUCCUGGUGCUGCAGAUAGAGGCCCUACGUGCUGAGGCCCAGCAGGCUGAGAGAGACCUCCAGGAUCAAUAUCACAGACACCAAGCAGAGCUGCACUGUCUGCGGGAGGAGAGCCUGCAGGUUUUCAGAGUGUUUCGUCAGGUGACUGAGGAGCAGAGGAAGAUCUCAGAGAGCAGGUACAGGAGCGUGCUGCUGGAAGCCGUGCAGGAUGCCAUCUACUUGUCUGCCCAGAACCAGCAACUCCAAGCUGACAACAAACAACUCCGUAAAGCACUGGGAGAGAUAAAAGAUACUCUAGCUGUGCGAAGUGAUCCCACGGCUGACCUGAUAUCCCAGCAACAAUGAAUACACAAUAAAUAAACGCUGACUGAA